CCGGUCCCUUCUCAGGCUCCGAGCUGGGACCCGGUGUGGUCCCGGGUCUUGGCCCAAGAGACUCUUUUUCUCGGAAGUCGGCGGCCGAGAGGGGUGAAGGUGGCUGUAGGGUAGCGAAUCCGGGUCGGGAGCGGUGGGGAGGGCCCGGGGAGGAUGAACUCCCCGGGCGCGGAGAGCUCGGGGAAGAGCCAGCAGUACCGCGUGGACCACCUGCUGAGCGCCGUGGAGAGUGAGCUGCAGGCCGGCAGCGAGAAGGGCGACCCCACCGAGCGCGAGCUGCGCGUGGGCCUGGAGGAGAGCGAGCUGUGGCUGCGCUUCAAGGAGCUCACCAACGAGAUGAUUGUGACCAAGAACGGCAGGAGAAUGUUUCCAGUGCUGAAGGUGAACGUGUCCGGGCUGGACCCCAAUGCCAUGUACUCCUUCCUGCUGGACUUCGUGGCGGCCGACAACCACCGCUGGAAGUAUGUGAAUGGGGAGUGGGUUCCUGGGGGCAAGCCUGAGCCGCAGGCGCCCAGCUGCGUCUACAUUCACCCCGACUCGCCCAAUUUCGGGGCCCACUGGAUGAAGGCCCCCGUCUCCUUCAGCAAAGUCAAGCUCACCAACAAGCUGAAUGGAGGAGGCCAGAUCAUGUUGAACUCCUUACAUAAGUACGAGCCUCGGAUUCACAUAGUGAGAGUCGGAGGUCCGCAGCGCAUGAUCACCAGCCACUGUUUUCCUGAGACCCAGUUCAUAGCAGUGACUGCUUAUCAGAAUGAGGAGAUCACAGCUCUUAAAAUUAAAUACAACCCAUUUGCAAAAGCUUUUCUGGAUGCAAAAGAAAGAAGUGAUCACAAAGAUGUGAUGGAAGAAGCAGGGGACAGCCAACAGCCUGGAUAUUCCCAAUCAGGGGGCUGGCUUAUUCCUGGAACCAGCACACUCUGCCCACCCGCCAGCCCCCACCCUCAGUUUGGAGGAGCCCUCUCUCUGCCUUCCACACAUGGUUGUGAAAGGUACCCAUCCCUGAGGAGCCACCGAGCAGCACCCUACCCCAGUCCCUACUCUCAUCGGAACAACUCUCCAACCUACUCAGACAAUUCAUCUGCAUGCCUGUCUGUGCUGCAAUCCCAUGACAACUGGUCCAGCCUUGGAGUACCCAGCCACACCAGUAUGCUCCCCAUGAGUCAUAGUGCCAGCCCUUCCACUGGCCCUAGCCAGUAUCCCAGCUUGUGGUCUGUGAGCAAUGGCACCAUCACUCCUGGCUCCCAGGCAGCAGGAGUGUCCAAUGGGCUGGGGGCCCAGUUCUUCCGAGGAUCCCCUGCACACUACCCAUCCCUCUCGCAUGCAGUCCCAGCUGCCUCAUCCUCGAGCUCACCCUUGUAUGAAGGGGCGGCCACUGUCACAGACAUUCCUGAUAGCCAGUAUGACGCCUCGGCCCAAGGCCGCCUCAUAGCCUCAUGGACGCCUGUGUCGCCUCCUUCCAUGUGACCCAGCCCUUGUCUCAGAGGCUCAAGGACUUCUCCACUGUGGUGACCAGUGUUGAUCUGCUCCACCUCUGAGGCACAGAUUGCAGGCUCAUGGGUGCAGGGACAGAAACCAGGAGACAAAGCCUGGUUGACCUCAUUCUAAAGUAAGAGGAGGAAUACAUGCUUUGCUAUUUGCUGAGUCCCACCAGCCCAGCUUGCUAGAAUCUGUAUAUGGGGGACAAUUGGCCCCAUUCCCCAAGAUUCACAGGCAAAAAUUGUUUGCCAGGGUCCUAAAACUCCUCAUACAGCAUGUAGGUGAUUUUGGCACACCUGAAUUUGUAAUGUCCACUGGUUCUACUUUAGUAAGACACAAAGCACACUUUUAAUUCUCUUCCCUGUUGCUUAAGAGUAGUUAGAGUUGAGCUGUUAAGGACAGAGUAAAGUCAUAGGGAGAACAGCAGAUUUUAGUUGAACUGGUGAUUUUGACUCCUGCCCACUAGGUUUUUAUUUUAAGCAUAUUCAGCUAAUCUCUUGUAUUGUGAACCAAUUGUUUUAUAUUUUUCUUUUGACAAAAUAGCCAAAGACAAUCGGCAGAAAGCAUUUUCUGCAAA
This is a messenger RNA of Heterocephalus glaber (naked mole-rat), 2053 nucleotides long. RefSeq names its product T-box transcription factor T (gene Tbxt). The record is from RefSeq and is a predicted model, not a curated record. Gene Ontology annotation, molecular function: RNA polymerase II cis-regulatory region sequence-specific DNA binding; DNA-binding transcription factor activity, RNA polymerase II-specific. Gene Ontology annotation, cellular component: nucleus; chromatin. Lineage: Eukaryota; Metazoa; Chordata; Mammalia; Rodentia; Bathyergidae. Gene Ontology annotation, biological process: mesoderm formation; cell fate specification; somitogenesis.